This is a messenger RNA of Trichomycterus rosablanca, 1372 nucleotides long. RefSeq names its product lysosomal acid phosphatase-like. The record is from RefSeq and is a predicted model, not a curated record. Bases 1 to 1158 code for a protein of 385 amino acids. Lineage: Eukaryota; Metazoa; Chordata; Actinopteri; Siluriformes; Trichomycteridae. Gene Ontology annotation, cellular component: lysosome. Gene Ontology annotation, biological process: dephosphorylation; lysosome organization. The transcript has 11 exons. Gene Ontology annotation, molecular function: acid phosphatase activity.
AUGACUGCGUAUUUGUUCAUUUUUCUGCUAUGUGUCUUUAAAUGUUCGAGUGGAGAAAGUAAACUUAAAUUUGUCACGAUGUUAUAUCGACAUGGAGACCGUUCUCCAAUCAAAGCCUAUCCAACAGACCCAUACCAGGAGAAUGCAUGGCCACAGGGAUUUGGACAGCUUUCACAGGAGGGUAUGAGAGAGCACUUUGAGCUGGGCCAGUUUCUGCGACAACGGUACACAGGUUUCCUCAGUGAGAACUAUACACGCUUAGAGAUUACUGUUCGGAGCACAGAUCAUGAUCGCACACUGAUGAGUGCUGCCUCAAAUCUUGCUGGUCUUUACCCACCCAAUGGUUCACAGAUGUUUCAUCCUGGCUUAGAAUGGCAGCCUAUACCAAUACACACUGUUCCCCUGGAAGAUGAGCGGCUGCUCUCAUUUCCUUUACCGAACUGUCCUCUCUACCAGUUACUUGUAAAUGAGACAAAGAGAACUAAGUUCUUUCUUAACAUGACUGAGAUGUACAAAGAUUUCAUGGAGAUGGUGCAAAACAACACGGGGCUGAAUUUACCUUCCAUUGAGACAGUGUGGAGUGUGCAUGACACACUAUUCUGUGAGAAGAAACAUGGUAUGCGCCCUCCAGCCUGGGUGACUUCUGAAGUCAUGGAGAAACUAAAGGUGCUGAAUAACUUUAGCCUUCAGGUCAAGUUUGGCCUCUAUAAACGAGAGGAGAAAUGUCGGUUACAAGGAGGUCUCCUACUGGAUCAUAUUAUCAAAAAAAUUAUAGCUGUUGCAACUCUAAAUUCAACUGAGCAUCUAAAGAUGAUAAUGUAUUCAGCGCAUGACACAACCGUUGUAGCUCUGCAGGAAGCACUUAAUGUGUAUAAUGGAUUGCAACCACCAUAUGCCUCCUGUCACAUUUUUGAACUAAACCAGGAUGACAAUGGGUCAUUCUUUGUCGAGAUGUUUUAUCGUAAUGACAGCUCUGGGACUAAAGCAUAUCCUUUGACUUUACCUGGCUGUGCCCAACAGUGCCCUUUACAGGAGUUUAUUAAACUUACACGCUCAGUCAUUCCAACAGACUGGCACAAGGAAUGCCAAAUCAGCUCCUCUUCCAGCGGCAAUGAUUUUUUUGAUGACUAUCCCAUCGACUUUUAUGCACCAUUAUAGAUGUAAUCAUGUGAGUGAGGAUGACCUGUGAAGCAGCAGCUGCUAUCAAGUACAACACCAUUAACUGGAUUUACAGGCCAGACUGUUUAAUCUGUUGUGAAAAACAGGACCUCAGUGUUUUUUAUGGAAUGAAGUCUUUCUCUAAACAGAGGACAGAGAGAGAAUAUGUACCUGAUUCUUUGAAAUAUUCUUGUAAUACCUGCUGAAAAACCCA